Molecule: messenger RNA, 982 nt
Organism: Procambarus clarkii (red swamp crayfish)
Lineage: Eukaryota; Metazoa; Arthropoda; Malacostraca; Decapoda; Cambaridae
Source: RefSeq, a predicted model, not a curated record
AUGGCGCUGUUCUACGUUCUCGAGCAGAGCUUCAUGCAGUAUAACGGAUCUAUUAGCAAGAUCAACAGUCUUUUUCAAAAGAUUAUCUUGACUGUGGUUGGCGUCGGUCUUCUUGCUGCCUUGAGUCAUGGUCAAAGUCACGGCGGAGGACACGGUGGAGGCUUCGGAGGUGGCCACGGAGGAGGGCUGAGUGGCGGCUUUGGAGGUGGACACGGAGGAGCGCUUAGUGGUGGCUUUGGAGGUGGAGACGGCGGAAGUUAUUCAGGGGGACAAGGAAUAGGUCACUUCGCUGACUUUGGAGGUGGACACGGCGGUGGAUUUGGAGGUGGACACGGCGGGGGCUUUGGAGGUGGACACGGCGGUGAUUUUGGAGGUGGACACGGCGGGGGCUUCGGAGGUGGACACGGUGCAGAAUACUCAGGGGGACAAGGAAUAGGCCACUUCGCUGGUCUCGGAGGUGGACAAGGUGGUGGUCACGGUGGUGCUGUCCACGGGGGUGGUAGUCACGGUGGUGCUGUCCUCGGCGGUGCCCACGGGGGUGGUAGUCACGGUGGUGCUGUCCUCGGCGGCGCCCACGGGGGUGGUAGUCACGGUGGUGCUGUCCUCGGCGGCGCCCACGGGGGCGGUAGUCACGGUGGUGCCCACAGUGGUGGUGGUCACGAUGAUGGUCCUGGUGUAGUAACAGUGAUUUAUGGUGCUGGUGGAGAUGGCAAUGAUGGCGGUGCCCACGGUGGCGGUGCCCACGGUGGUGGUGCCCACGGUGGUGGUGCCCACGGUGGCAGUCUCCACAGUGGUGGUGCCCACGGUGGUGCCCACGGUGGCAGUCUCCACGGUGGCGGUGGCCACGGUGGUGGCCAUGGUGGUGGAGGAAAUGGAGUAUAUGGCAAGUAAACAACAUCUUGCUGACGCAAGGAAUGCAAAUUUAAGUGAAUCACUUGCAUCAAAACUAUUGCAUUAUCAGCGAUGCCUUUCGCACGCUGGC